GCGCAGAUGAGGAGGUUACAUUGAAGGGCCAUUCAGUGAGCCCAUGUUGGUCAAUGGUGGCCGGCGAGCAGGGGUGCUCGUCCAAUAGAGACCACGGUCGCAGCCCCCCAUCUGCCCUACAUCUUGGCUGCGGGAGGGUGUCGAGCUUGUUGAUUAUCAGCCAGUCCUUGAACCCAAAGCUGCUACGCCGCACAAGACAUUGGCUUAUUCAAGUUGGGGAUUGGGGGGGGGCGGGCAAUCAGGAAGUGGCCCCAGGAGCGGGGGAACCUGCCAACGACGGUAUAUCAUUUGCGAAAGGGCCAAACAACGCCCGCGUGGACCAAACCUUCAACGACAGAGCCCGGUUACGAGCUUCCUGUCCUGUGUUGACGGCUCUGAGGUGGUCAUCUCUUGUGUCGACCAAGCGCAGCUACUGGCCAUAUGCAAAAGAAAUCGAGGACGCGAGAGCAGGAAGUUCGCCACGGGACCGCGAUGGCCGCCACACCAGAGAUUUCCUCUCUUAUCAUGACAGGCGCAGUGCAACAAACUGUGUGCGCACACACGCAGCGCAGCGCGGGCACUGCAGGGUGCACGAUGCGGCCACCCUCAUACCUCGAUGAGAACGAGAUGAACCUGCUGUCGGAUGAGUGGCCAGCCGAAAGUUAAAUGCUGAAAGAGAGGAGCCUCGGGGGGCAGGGGGGGCGGAACUCUGUGACCACGACCUGAUGUCGAUGCGGUCGAUAUUGACAAACUUUUCGGGGCACUCCUUGCAUGGCUCUCUGCAGCAGAUCCAUCCCACAUCCUUGUUAUCUCGUCUGGACGCGCAUCGCACGGAUGGAAUGAAAAGGAGGGGAUGAGGAAGAGGAGGACGGAGACGACGAGGUGUGCAGGGG
This is a messenger RNA of Colletotrichum navitas, 872 nucleotides long. RefSeq lists its product as uncharacterized. The annotation marks the transcript as partial. The record is from RefSeq and is a predicted model, not a curated record. The transcript has a single exon. NCBI's taxonomy places the organism in Eukaryota, Fungi, Ascomycota, Sordariomycetes, Glomerellales, Glomerellaceae.